CGGGAACAAGUCCGAGCUCUAGUUUAGAAAAUGAUCUCCUCGCUUCUGUCUUAUCAUUUGUAGGAAAGUGAGAAACUCUUCUCCAAAAGAAGAGAAAAAUUUUCAUACCCUAAGAUGUAAAUGCCCAGUUUAGUAAAAAGAGAUUCUCUUUCUUUUUGUUUCUGUAGGUUGCUCGAUCAAUACCAAAGCUGCCUCCACGCUGACUCGAUUCCUGACAUUGAGACAGCCAAAGCAGAUAGCAUAGUGGCUGAAAUGGAGGAAGAGGUUCAAGCUUUGGAGCGAAAGCUUUUCCUUGAGGAAAUUGCAGUUAAUAUUACGGACGAGAGAUGUAAUUUUCUAGACAGGAACUUCAGACUUCUCCAUGACAAUGAAAUUAGCCUUCAUAGGCAGAGUUCAGUCUGUGAAACAGACCUGGCAGCAUUAAAACUAAAACAGGAAGCUUGUCAGUUUGGUCAUUUUCUACAAGCAAAUCCAGUGGAAGAAUGGACUGUCUGCUCUCUUCCUAAUCUUUACUUCAGAGACUUGUGAUCUGGAAGUCUUGUGAACUUGCUAGUAAAAGCAAAGGAAAUGCAUUA
Molecule: messenger RNA, 575 nt
Organism: Orbicella faveolata
Lineage: Eukaryota; Metazoa; Cnidaria; Anthozoa; Scleractinia; Merulinidae
Source: RefSeq, a predicted model, not a curated record